GUACGCCCUGAACAGUGAGUUAGCAUCAUCUCAAAGAGAAGCAUGCACGCACAAUGUGGUCGUUAGAUGUAUGGUUGGGAUUUUGAUCUGUGGAAAAUGAGUUGGAUGCUCUCCGUCUGGGUGGCGACGGCCCUGCUGGCUCUCUCUCGGGGACAAAACACUGUGAACAAAGGGAAUAGCCUGUCUGCGUCAGGCUACCAUCUAUGUGUUCACAAUGAGACAAGGAAUGUGAGUUUCCUGGUGAUGCACGCUGUCCCCUACACCGUGAUGAAGCCUUGCGGCGGCUGGCUCCACUGGAAGACGUGUACGGUCACACUUUACAGGAUGACCCAUCAGACUGAGCGGAAGACGGUGAUGGAGCAGGUGAUCGGAUGCUGCAGUGGCUAUGAACAAGUCGGCCGUUACUGCGCCCGGCCUGUAAACAGGAGUGAUGAGCUCACUGCCAAGCCAGGAUCCUGUUCAACUGCAGAUGGACUGUGUCCCAGAUCUGAGGACUGCGAAUGGGACAUGGACUGCCCGGGCUGGCAAAAAUGCUGCCGCUUUCUCUGCACUGAUCCUACAAGCUCUGCAAAUUAUUCUGAGACUGGAGGAAACCAAUUUAAUGCAACAGUGACAGUGAAGACAGAUUACCUGCAACUGAUGUCCAGCGAAAGAGGACUUCUGAACCACACGCGAUUGCUACAAGCAAUGGUGACUGGAGCUCUGCAGUCUGAUGUUUCCGUUUAUUACCUCAGCUCACAGCCCGUGCAUCCCUACAGAAGCGCCACCUCGCUGCUGAUUGGCUGCAACUUUGCUCUUUCGCUUCACAAUGUCACGUCAAAGCUGCACCAUCUCCUCAAACACAUACAGGAGGUGACAUCUGUAACCGUGGAAGAUGUAGAUGAGUGUGCUCAGUCUGCUCUCCGUCAGUGCUCCCUUCAUGCAGACUGUAACAACACAGUGGGCUCCUACCGUUGUGCAUGCAACCAGGGAUUUAUUGAUGUUGACCCCAGGAACCCUGGAGCCCAUUGCACAGCUGACGUCGGGGCGACAACCACCACAGAGCCCCUGCUUACCUCCCUUACACCCACAAAAACAGACCCUCUGAGCAUGAACUCAACCGUAGAGCCACCUCUGCAGACAACAGAAUGUUCGCCUCCCCGCAUCACCAACGCGUGGUCAGCUAACGUUACUGCAACCUCCUUCCGCGUCUACUGGUCGAGCCGAUGUCAGACGGUCCAGACAUACCAGGUUGUUUUGAGAAGAAGGUCAGAGGUUGUUCAGUCUUGGAUGACCAACCAGACCUUGGUGGAGAUGAAGGACCUGCAGCCAGGGGCGCUCUACAACGUUAGCAUCACGCCGUGUUCCUGCAGAAGCCAAGGAGUCGCCCUUGGUAUAUCGAUCAAGACUGAUGCUCGGACUCUCGAUGCCACAGCGCGACUCACCAACAUCCGGUUCACUGAUGAUCUACUCAACACCAGCAGCCAGGCCUACGAAAACCUCACUGAGAGCAUCAUGGCGGAGAUCUACCAGACUCUGUCUCCAGAGAUGAAGGCCAUGGUGGAUUCCGGCCAGGUCAGAAUCGACAUCAGAAGCUUUUCCCCGGGAAGUGUGGUGGUCAACUUCACCAUUGUCUUCGCCCCCAGUCAAAGCCAAGACAUCGAUAAUAUGUCCACAGCUCUGCUGCACUCCCUGAUGAACAGCACCAAAUACACAGUGGAUAAAAACAAGACAGGAACGAAUGAUUUUAAUGAAUGUGCUUCAGGGGAAAAUGACUGUUCUCACUGGGCUACAUGUACAAACGCCUGGGCCUCCUACACAUGUUCUUGCCGGCAUGGAUUUAUUGACAAUAACCCAGAAAGGCCUGGGCGAGCCUGUCAAGAAAUUGCCACUGCCCCACCAACCAACAUUACUGACCCUACAGCCAACAUUACUGACCCAACAGCCAACAUUACUGACACAACAACCAACAAUACUGACACAACAACCAACAUAACUGACCCAACAACCAACAUUACAACCAACAUUACUGCCCCACCAACCAACAUUACUGACCCAACAACCAACAUUACUGACCCAAUAACCAACAUUACUGCACCAACAACCAACAUUACUGCCCCACCAACCAACAUUACUGCCCCACCAACCAACAUUACUGCCCCACCAACCAACAUUACUGCACCACCAACCAACAUUACUGCCCCACCAACCAACAUUACUGACCCAACAACCAACAUUACUGACCCAAUAACCAACAUUACUGCACCAACAACCAACAUUACUGCACAAACAACCAACAUUACUGACCCAACAACCAACAUUACUGCCCCACCAAUCACCACUACUACUCCUAUAACAUCUACUGCCGUAACAACCACCACUACAACCACAGCUACUGCAAUGAUAUCCAAAACGUCUACCUCUACAAUCACCGUUGCCAGCCCCACUACCACCAUUUCAGCUCCUGUGACCCCCGCUACUUUCAUUAGAGCUGCCAAGAAUAUCUUGAUGAUGGGGGCCAUCUCAGUCCAGUGCAGGGUUGCUGCCAUCACUGUGACAGUUGCCAAAGACUUUCUGGUGAGCAACAAGAUCAGGGAGCAAACUCUGUACUUGGGCUUGCGGGAUUGUACCGUCAAUGGAGGCAACACCAGCCAUGCCCAGCUGACUGUGGCCUGGAAUGAGUGUAAUACCAGUCUAGUGCAUAAUGAAACCUACUACACGACAUCUGUAACCCUUUUCAACAUCAUGGACAUGUACACGUCAGACAGCGGAGAAGUGGAGGUACCCAGAAUACGGUUGGAGGCUCCCAUCAUAUGUACCUACACGAAGAGCAUGCUCAUCUCUACUGACUUUGGCUCCAUGGGGUAUGACAUAAUCAACGAUUUCAUCACCGGCUCGGGGUUGUUCCAGGUGACAGUGCAGCUGACGAACGGUAUAAUGCUUCUACCCAAAAACCACAGCUUGUCAUCUGACGAGACUGUGGUGGUGGAGGUCAGCCUCAACACCUCUUCAGAGCAGAUGAAAGUAGUCAUCAACAAAUGCUGGGCCACUCCCACUCCCACCCCCACCCAAAACCCCAAAGACACCUUCCUGGAGAACAGCUGCUCCCUGAACCCAUACACCAACGUGUUGAUGAACGGCAACUCCAGCACAUCUCGUGUGUCCGUGCAGAUCUUCUCCAUCGUCAACCUGGAUGUGAUCUAUCUGCACUGCCUGGUCCACAUCUGUGUGGAGACUGGAUCAGAUACCUGUGUGCCUGACUGUCAAACAAUGCAAAGAACAGCUCGGUCUUCAAAAACCAUUGGAACAGCUGUCGGUUCUUCUGGGGCUCUGCUGAAGUUAAAUGACGAGUCCUUGGAGCAGGGAAUUGGCACUCUCUAUGUAGCCGGCCUCUCCUGUCUCGGAAUCGGCCUGACGCUCUUCGUCAUCAUCGGUUUCGUCUGCAUUUUCUACUUCCACAGGAACCGCAUUGGACACUACAACUUCAGCGUGAAACCCAAGCAGGAGACCUUCACCUACAUUGUCUUUAACACCUGAAGGUGCAGCGGCACCCUCAACCAAAGUCACUGAAUUAGAAAAGAGAAGCUAUCUUGCAGCAGACCAAUUUGGUCGGCCAUUACAAGUACAGCUGCCACUGGGGGGCGCUGUUGCACCAUUCACAUAUUAGCUGUAAUGAAACAUAUUAAACAAAGAAUGGAAUGCAGAUUUAUAUUUAUAUUGCAUGUCCCCAUAACAUAUAUUUAACUUAAUUAAAUGAUAAAGUAGUUACAUACUGGAAUGAAAGAAUACACAUUUCUACACAUUUUAAAAGGUAAACGUUUCGGUUUUGAACGUUCACAGAAGCAAGAGAUAUGAUGGUACUUGAUAGAAAAUAUGAAUUCAGAAUAUUUCACUACAUGCUUCACAUCAAAAACUGUAAUGUAAUGAGUGCACUAAACUAGAUUGUGUCGUAUAUCUUUUGUCUAAAUAAUCCUUUUCAUGUUUAAUACUACUCAA
Molecule: messenger RNA, 3975 nt
Organism: Cyclopterus lumpus (lumpfish)
Lineage: Eukaryota; Metazoa; Chordata; Actinopteri; Perciformes; Cyclopteridae
Gene: umodl1
Product: uromodulin-like 1
Exons: 18
Coding region: 67-3516 (1149 amino acids)
Cellular component (GO): cell surface; extracellular region
Molecular function (GO): peptidase inhibitor activity; calcium ion binding; protein binding
Source: RefSeq, a predicted model, not a curated record